Maudiozyma saulgeensis is the source of this 660-nucleotide messenger RNA. The record is from the annotation of a GenBank genome assembly. NCBI's taxonomy places the organism in Eukaryota, Fungi, Ascomycota, Saccharomycetes, Saccharomycetales, Saccharomycetaceae.
AUGCGUACCUCCGCUGUUUUCACAUCCGUUUUAUCCCUAGCUUUACUUUCCAAGGAAGUCCUAGCUACUCCUCCAGCUUGUUUGUUGGCCUGUGUUGCUCAAGUUACCUCGGGCUCUUCCCAAUGUAACACUCUAAGUAACAUAGACUGUGUUUGCUCAAAUGAGAACUCUGCCGUCAAGAGCUGUUUGGACUCCAUCUGUCCAAACGGUAACGCUGAUGCCGCUUACACUGCUUUCAAGAGCUCUUGUUCCGAUCAAAACAUUUCUCUAGGUGACUCAUCCUCAUCCUCAUCCUCAUCCUCAGCUGCCUCCUCUUCAUCCUCCACUAGUGCAUCCUCCUCUUCCUCUUCCUCCUCUUCUUCUUCCUCAGCUGCUUCCUCUUCCUCCACCGUUGCCUCUUCUACUGAAGCUGCUACUUCUACUGAAGCUACUACCACAUCCACUACUUCUUCUUCCUCUGUCGAAGUCGAAUCUUCUACUGAAGCUCCAGCUACUUCUUCUACCAUCACCUCUACUUCUCAACAACCAACUACUUCUACCGAGGCUACUACCUCUGCUCAAAGCUCCACCAACUCUAUCACUGUCUCCCAAGGCGCCGGUAACCUUCUACAAUUAGGUGGAUCUCUAGCCGUUGUUGCUGCCGCUGCUCUAUUGAUCUAA